AUGACCACAAUAACUCUACUCCAGUGCGAUGACUACUCCCAAGCUGAAGUUCCAGUUGUGUUUAUUUACAUCGGCCCCGCAGCACCGUUCGCUCCCCGCCCGAUCCCAGUCACCGCCAAGCGAGGAGGAGCGGCUCCCGCGGGGCUCUGCUCGGGGCUCAGGCCGAGGAACGCCGGCUGGGUCCCGCCGCGGUACGAGGAGCCACCGCCGCAGCCGGGCACCGCCUCGGGACCCCCCGCGCAGCGCGGGGAAGCACCCGCCGCCAGCCUGAGAGCAGUGUACAAGAGGGAGGCGGCCGACGGAGAGCCCGGGAGGGGAGCAGCGCACAGCCAGGAUCCGCCCGGCCCCGCCACCUCCCCGCGGCCGGUAACGGGCGAGGCGGGUGGCCACGCCUUUCCCCCACCGAGCGGCGGCGGCCUCGCCCGGCGCCCCGGCCGCGCUCGGGGCGGGCGCUUCCCUGAGCCGGGGACGGAGGAACUUCGCAGGCGCGGCGGAGCAGGCGCCGUCGAGGGCGACGGGAAAAGGAAGGGGAAACGGGGGGUAAGGGCUUGCCGCGGCCCUCCGCUCGGCAGCCCUCCGCGGGAAAGAGGCGAACGGUGCCAGCAAAGACAGCGCCCCUCGCCGGGGACGACCCCGCGCCUCGCCCGCCGCUCACCUUCACGGAGCGGGCCGCGCUGGCGUUCGAUCUGGAGCUGCCGCCGCCACCCUGGGCAUAUCCGAGAGCGCCACGGUGAAGCGCCGCUCCGCGGGCUCAGCGCCUCACCCCCGCCGCUCCUGCCGCCGCCGCCUUGGCCGCUGCCAUCUUGUCCUGGCGGCUGGGAGGGAAGCACCCCAGCUCAGCCCGCUCGGCAGCCCGGGCCUCCGCCUCAUCUUCCCGGGGAGGGACCCAGCCCGCCCCCGGCCGCCGCCUCCUACACCUCCUCCCGCCUCCGCGGCUGCCCUGCCCGGGCCGGCCUAGCGGCGCCUGCCGCCCAUCGCCACAGAGCGGCGGGGCCUCUGCGGAGGGGGCCUGCGGGCUCCGGCGUGCCCCGGCCCCGCGCCCAGCCUGCAGGGCGCAACCUGCGGGGCCCUCCCGCCGCCCGCCCAGCGCCUCAGCGGCAGCGCCCCCAGCAGGCCCCGCCGGAGCCGUCCGAGCGCUCUCUCAGUCCCGCGGCGCAUAGGCAGAGCUGCCCCCCCCGCCGUGGCAACCAGAGCUCGGGCAAGGCGGGCGGGUGCAGGUGCGUGGCCGUCACCGCCCCUAAGCUGCAGGUUAGCGGCGAGGCCGAGACAGGACCCCUCUGCGUAAGCCGGGGGAGAGCGGCGAGGGCAACUUGA
This is a messenger RNA of Neopsephotus bourkii (Bourke's parrot), 1314 nucleotides long. RefSeq names its product basic salivary proline-rich protein 4-like. The coding region runs from base 1 to 1314 and encodes 437 amino acids. The record is from RefSeq and is a predicted model, not a curated record. The transcript is spliced from 4 exons. Lineage: Eukaryota; Metazoa; Chordata; Aves; Psittaciformes; Psittacidae.